Prunus armeniaca (apricot) is the source of this 249-nucleotide messenger RNA. NCBI's taxonomy places the organism in Eukaryota, Viridiplantae, Streptophyta, Magnoliopsida, Rosales, Rosaceae. The record is from the annotation of a GenBank genome assembly.
AUGAAGCAAUAUGGGGUCUCAGAGCAAGAGACAGUUGAUGUUUUUAAGAAACAGAUUAUGGAUUUGUGGGAGGACAUAAACGAGGAGUUUCUCCGACCAACUGCUGUGCCGAUGCCUGUGCUUAAGCGGGUUCUUAAUUUAACACGAGUGGCUGAUCUUCUAUACAAGGGGGAAGAUGGCUUCACACGUGUUGGGAAGGUCACAAAAGAUAGUGUUGCUUCAGUCUAUAUUAAUCCUGUGCCGCUGUGA